AUCGCGGACAUUGCUCCGGAAACAGGCGCAGUUAUUUAAACCCUCACCACCAUGUGCUAGAACACGAGAUGCCACGAGAUUCCACGAUAUGCCACGAGAUGCUGAAACUAAGAGGAUAUCUAUGAACAACAGAUAACCCACAGCUGAAAUAAUGUUGUGACGUCAUGGAUGUAAUUUCAACUCCGCAUCCGUUUAGCACACACAGUCCUUGUAGAAGAGCCUGAAGAGGUGACCUAUUUCUGAAAUGAAUUCCACAUGGAAUGAGUGAGUGAAUAUCUGUACGCGAGAUGCAUCACAACUCCUUACAGCGUUAGGGGGCAGCGGUUGGACAGUUGCUGUAGUAAAUCCCCAGCCCUGAAGCGUUGAGAGGCACCCCCGGGAUUAGCAGAACAGCAGGGGAUGACAGAGAUCAGGUGUCAGCAGACAGGAAGCUUCAUGCAUUAUGGGUAGACGGGCGUCAACCCGGAUGUUCCGUGACUUCCUGUGCAGCCUCGCUAUCGGCUUCCUGACCGGAUUCAUCACGAGCCACACCGUCUUCGUUGUGUUAUGGCGCCGACAGGAGGCGGCGUGCAGGUUACCUGGGGGGUGGGGAAGGCCCCGCCCUCCACCCACAGACCCCAAGCCGCAGUGUGACACAGACAUUCCUACAGAGAGACUUGUGUUUAUCGGUGUAAUGACUGCCCGGAAGUAUCUGAAAACGCGUGCCGACGCCAUUUAUAAAACAUGGGGUAAACACGCUCCAGGUCGGCUCGUAUUUUUCGUGGGGACGGGAGAGAAUUAUGAAACGUCGUUGCCGGUGAUAGUGUUGAGCGACGUUGCCGACGACGACUACCCGCCGCAGAGGAAGUCGUUCGAGAUGCUCCGGUACAUGUCCAGCCAACACGGUCACGACUUCCACUGGUUCAUGAGACUUGACGAUGACGUGUUUGUCAACACGGAACACCUGCGGACGUUCCUUAAUUCCAUUAACAGCUCCAAACAUGCGUACAUAGGUCAUCCGGGCGUUGGAAAAGUUGAUGAGAAGGGACAUCUGGGUCUCCAUGACGACAAGCCUUACUGUAUGGGGGGCCCGGGGGUAAUACUUAGCGGUCCCACCCUGAGACAUGUUGCACCUCAUCUACUUGGGUGUCUGAACGACACAGUGACGUCACACGAAGACUCAGAACUUGGGAGGUGUGUGGAGAAAGUAACGGGUCUAUCAUGUACAAUCGCGAGAGAGUUCGAUGGCAUGUUUUCUCAAAGUUACAACGAAGAAACCGGAGCGUGGACAGUAGGCUUAAAAGCAGAGAAGCAAAACGCUAUUUCCUUCCACCCUAUAAAACAGCCAAUGUACCAAUUCUCCCUUGGCAUCAUGCUUUCGGCAAAGACUUUACGGGAGAAAAUGAAACACAUGGCCGUCCUAGCUAGAGAAAAAUAUUUUAUAAAAACUUCCGGGUUCGUUUCUUUUGAUGACCCGGAUGUUAAAAACUGUUGGGCUAGUCCAUGUGACGUCGACAGUGGGGAGGUCUGGUCAUGUGUGAACGCAUACGACGUUUUUUCAAUGGAAUCACCCAAUCUCAGAACGUCCAUAUUGCACAAAGGAAGAGCGUUUGGUUUAGCGGAAGCUCGACACGCGUUGGGACAAUUUUUGAAAAGGGAAAGAAUUCGGAAACGACUUCGUCUUUCACCUAUCUCGUAUCAGCGAGUGUCUCCAGAAAGAGGCUUUGAACACGUGCUCGUCACUCGGUAUGCCAAGGCCAAAUGUUUGCUAUUUCGGAGCCGACAAAAAUUUGACCCUAUUCAUUUUCGUGAAAUACCCCCAAGGGGGAGUAAGCUGGCCUAAUUUAAUUGGAAAUAAAUGAUCUCAUGUUG
This is a messenger RNA of Haliotis rubra (blacklip abalone), 1851 nucleotides long. RefSeq names its product chondroitin sulfate synthase 1-like. The transcript is spliced from 5 exons. Gene Ontology annotation, molecular function: glucuronosyl-N-acetylgalactosaminyl-proteoglycan 4-beta-N-acetylgalactosaminyltransferase activity. Lineage: Eukaryota; Metazoa; Mollusca; Gastropoda; Lepetellida; Haliotidae. Bases 443 to 1822 code for a protein of 459 amino acids. The record is from RefSeq and is a predicted model, not a curated record. Gene Ontology annotation, cellular component: membrane.